Molecule: messenger RNA, 2179 nt
Organism: Paramecium primaurelia
Lineage: Eukaryota; Ciliophora; Oligohymenophorea; Peniculida; Parameciidae
Source: the annotation of a GenBank genome assembly
AUGGAUAAAUCAUUCGGAUGUAAAUAAAAGAUUGAAAAAAUAGAGAUUAAAUUUAUGGUUGUUCAAGCACUAUAGAAAUCUUAAAGAAUUUAGAUUAAAUAAGAAAUUUAGAAUGGAUUGGAAAAUAUGGUAAAGAUAACAAAAAAGUUGGCAUGUGGACAGCUUUUUGGAAUGGAGAAAAACAAUAUGGAGUAGGUGGAUUUUACUUAGACGAUGGAUCAAAGCAGGGUCUUUGGAAAGAAUUAAGACAUAAUUAUUCUAAGUAAAAUUUAAUAAUAAAAUAUAAGCUAUGCUCCAAUUUAUGAAAUUGGAGAAUAUGUCAAUAAUUAAAAAAGGGGAAUAUGGAAAUUUAUUUUAAAAAAUAAUAUCAUGUAUUAAUUUUUGAUAAUUUUUAGUGGUGGUGGAAAGUAUAAUGAUUAAGGAAAAAAGAAUGGUAAAUGGAUUGAAUUGAGUAAUUAUUUCUUAAGGUAUUUAUUAUAAACAUAUUUUAAUGUCAGUAAAUGUUAAGUCAGUUAUGUAGGGGAAUAUAAAGAUGGUAGGAAAGUUGGUAUAUGGUUUAUAAAUUUGCAUAGGAGAAGAAAUAAUUAAUUAAUGUAAGAUUAUUAUUAGAUUAGCAUAUUUAAUUAAUGGAAUUAAUUAGAGGAGGAGGAUUAUAUAUAGAAAAAAAAGAGGAGGAUGGUUUCAUUAAAAAGGGAAAAUGGGUUGAAGAAUUAGAGGGAUAUGAAGAGUAUCUAUAUAUAAUUGAAAGAUAUAUUUCUAGGCCUAGCCAUAUUACUUUUUAGGGUGAAUACUAUAAUGGAAUAAAAGUUGGUAUUUGGGAUACAAAAAAUUUACAUUCUUGUAAUCUAAAGCUGUAAUUUUUAUUAAUAAUAUUGAUCAAUAAAUUAGAGGUGGAGGAUUAUAUGAAAGCCAGCUCAAUGUUGAUGGUUUACUCACUUCAGUCAAAGUAGGAAAAUGGAUUGAUUUGUGCGAUUGCUUUCAUUAGUAUUUUAUCUAUAUUAUAUAUUAAAAAGUUAUCGAUUUAUCACAUAUGAAGGCGAAUAUCAAAAUGGUAAAAAAAUUGGUAGUUGGGAUAUUAAAUGGGAAUAAAAUAAGAUGUAAUAAUAAUAUUUGAAAUUAAAAUAGAGGUGGUGGAUUUUAUGAUGAUAACAGUGGUGAUGAUUUUAUUGAGGAUUCAAUUAAAAUUGGAAAUUGGAUUGAACAAUCAGAUACAUUUAAUCAGUAUUAAUUAUUUUUGAUUAUUUAGUACUAGCUAAAUUACGUAUGUUGGAGAAUAUUAAAAUGGUAAAAAACAUGGAAAAUGGGAUACAUAUUUCAGGCAUAAUUCGAAAUAGAUAAUGUAAUUUUAUUUCCUUUUUUUAUAGUGGUGGGGGAUAGUAUGAAGUAAAACAAAAAGAUGGUAUUUUUUAUUCAUCGAAAAUUGGAUUUUGGACUGAAAUAUUUGAAUUUUUUAAUCCGUAUUUUUCUUGAUUACAAAAUUAUUAGAGGAAGAUCACUUUCUUAUUCUGGUGAAUAUGAGAAUGGUCUUAAAGUUGGUAGAUGGAAUACAUUUUAUGUGACGAUAUUCUGGGAUAAAGUUCGAUUUAUGUAAGUGAAUUUAUUUUUUAUUCCAAAAAGUGGAGGUGGAUACUAUUCUAUAUUGGAAGAAUAAGAAAUUUUGGGUUCAUUGAAGACUGGUAAAUGGAUUGAAGUUGAAACUGAAUAUUUUAACAAUUAUUUUAUCAUUUCUACUGGAGAAUAUAAUUAUGGUAAGAAAGUUGGUAGAUGGGAUAUUUGGUUUUAAGAAGAAAACGAAAGUAUGAUAAUGUAAUUAAUCAUAUUAUAUACAUGAGUAUUUCAGUGGUGGUGGAACAUAUAAUGAAGCAGGAGUUAAGGUAGGUAAGUGGGUUGAUUUGAAUGCCAAAUUUUGGGAUGCUAAAUAAUUAACCUAUAGUGGUGAAUAUAAAAAUGGUAAAAAAGUAGGGCAAUGGGAUAUUGAGUAUAGGUAAGAUAAAGAUAAACCAUUAUUUAAAAUGUAAAAAUUAACAUAUUUAGGAGGUUAAGUGGUGGUGGAUCAUAUAAUGAGAAAGGUGAUGGAGUUAAAAUUGGGUAAUGGAUUGAGUUAAAAGGAAAAUCAAAGAAUGUCACUAAUAAUGGGGAAUAUUAAAAGGUAAAAAAGUUGGUACAUGGCUUGUACUGA